AUGCCGUUCAACAACGACGACGACGACUAUCGCACCGAAAAGAGCUUCGGAAGCGGGAGGAAGUCGCAGAGUUCCUACUAUGGCGAGUCCUCGAUUCACAAGGAUGGCCUCGGACGGCGGGUCCUCGACAGCUUCAAGCGCGACCCCAACGUAACCAUGACGCCCAAGGGGAGCGUGGGCUCCGACGGCAAGGUCUUCGACGUCGAAAGCGCCGCCGCGAACACGGCAAACUCACCGCUGGCGAGGAGACUGAAGGGCCGCCAUCUGCAGAUGAUUGCCAUCGGCGGGAGUAUCGGAACUGGACUCUUCGUUGGAUCUGGCCAGGUGCUCGCCGCCGCUGGACCAGCAGCGCUUGUCAUCUCUUACUGUCUAGUCGGUAUCAUGAUGUACUGCACAGUGCAUGCGCUCGGCGAAAUGGCUGUCCUCUUUCCUGUCGCCGGUUCCUUCUCAGCGUACUCGACGCGCUUCAUCGACCCUGCAUGGGGUUUCGCAAUGGGCUGGAACUAUGCCCUUCAAUGGUUGGUCGUAUUGCCGCUGGAGAUCGUCGCCGCAACCUACACCAUCAGUUUCUGGAACCACGGAGCCAUCAAUAACAAUGCCUGGGUCGCCAUAUUCCUAACGCUAAUUGUGGGAAUCAACUUGUUUGGAGUCAAAGGCUACGGUGAGGCCGAGUUCGUAUUCGCCAUCAUCAAAGUCGCCGCAGUCAUUGGCUUCAUCAUUCUGGGUAUCAUUAUCAACAUCGGCGGAGGACCCAACGGAGAGUACAUUGGCUUCAAGUACUGGCAUGACCCUGGCGCAUUCCACAACGGAUUCAAAGGCUUCUGCGGGACCUUCGUCAACGCCGCCUUUGCCUUCUCCGGAACCGAGCUAGUUGGCCUUGCUGCCGCAGAGACAGCCAAUCCUCGCAAGUCGCUCCCUACCGCGGUCAAGCAGGUCUUUUGGCGCAUCACCCUGUUCUAUGUCGUCUCACUUCUGAUUGUCGGCCUGCUCGUCCCCUACAAUACCCCAGAGCUCCUCCAAAAAGAGAACGAUUCGGACGCUGAUACCGUGACCUCCCCCUUCGUCAUAGCCAUCAACAAUGCUGGCAUCAAUGUCCUUCCCUCCGUCUUCAAUGCCGUCAUCAUGAUUGCCGUCCUCUCCGUCGGCAACUCGGCCAUCUAUGGUUCCAGCCGUACGCUCGCCGCCCUCGCGGAGCAGUCCCAAGCACCCAAGAUCCUCUCCUACAUUGACCGCCAAGGUCGCCCACUUGUCGCCAUUGCUGUCUCCUCUAGCUUAGGCUUCCUCGCUUUCCUUGCCGGUGCUGAUAGGAAGAAGCAGGUUGAGACCUUCAACUGGCUGCUCGCCUUGUCCGCGCUUUCUGCCGUGUUUACCUGGGCAUCAAUCUGCUUCGCGCACAUCAGGUUCCGCAAGGGCUGGGCGCUGCAGGGCCACACGCUCGAUGAGCUGGCGUUCCGCUCGCAACCCGGCGUCAUCGGCUCAUGGAUCGGUUUCGCCUUCAACAUGCUGGUCCUCAUUGCGCAAUUUUUCGUCGCGGUAGUGCCACUGGACUACAAGGAGCUAACCACCAAGAUGCGGUUAGAAGUGUUCUUCCAGAUCUACCUCGCGCUCCCCGUCACACUGGCUUUCUACAUACCGUAUAAGCUGUACUACCGCACCAGCUAUGUCCGCAGCUACAACAUGGACCUGCACACGGGCAUCCGGGAGCUCAACCUCGAGGCGCUCAUCGAGGAAGAGCGCGAAGAAAGGAAGCAAUGGCCAAGGUGGAAGAAAGUGUACAAAUUCUUUUGUUGA
This is a messenger RNA of Didymosphaeria variabile, 1791 nucleotides long. Its product is annotated as histidine permease. NCBI's taxonomy places the organism in Eukaryota, Fungi, Ascomycota, Dothideomycetes, Pleosporales, Didymosphaeriaceae. The record is from RefSeq and is a predicted model, not a curated record. Gene Ontology annotation, biological process: amino acid transmembrane transport. Gene Ontology annotation, cellular component: membrane. The coding region runs from base 1 to 1791 and encodes 596 amino acids. The transcript is spliced from 3 exons. Gene Ontology annotation, molecular function: amino acid transmembrane transporter activity.